AAUAUAAAUAAAACAAAUUUUACAGUUUCUUAUUUCACUUAAAUUUUUAUAAAUUACGUUAUUUUAACUAUCAUUAAAUAAUCUAAUAAUGGGAAAAGCUAAAGCAAUUGGUAUUGAUCUUGGUACUACAUAUUCGUGUGUUGGAGUAUUUAAUCAUGGAAAAGUCGAGAUUAUAGCUAACGAUCAAGGAAAUCGCACCACACCUAGCUAUGUAGCUUUUACUGAUACAGAGAGAUUAAUAGGAGAUGCUGCCAAAAAUCAAGUUGCCAUAAAUCCCACAAACACUGUAUUUGAUGCUAAAAGAUUGAUUGGUAGGCGUUUUGAUGAUGCUACUGUACAAGCAGACAUGAAACAUUGGCCAUUCCAUGUCAUAAAUCGUGACACCAAACCUAUGAUUCAGGUUGAAUACAAAGGCGAGAAAAAAGAUUUUUAUCCUGAAGAGAUAUCUGCCAUGGUUUUGACUAAAAUGAGAGAAAUUGCUGAAUCCUAUCUUGGAACGACCAUCAAAGAUGCCGUUGUCACGGUUCCUGCUUAUUUCAAUGACUCACAACGUCAAGCAACUAAAGAUGCCGGAGUCAUUGCUGGGUUAAAUGUUCUCAGGAUCAUCAAUGAGCCUACUGCCGCUGCCAUCGCUUAUGGUCUUGACAAAAAGGGUCAUGGUGAAAUCCACGUUUUGAUAUUUGACUUGGGUGGUGGAACGUUUGAUGUUUCUGUUUUAACUAUCGAGGACGGUAUCUUCGAAGUAAAAUCCACAGCUGGUGAUACUCAUUUGGGAGGCGAAGAUUUUGACCAGAGAAUGGUAACUUUCUUUAUUCAAGAAUUUAAAAGGAAGCACAAGAAAGAUAUUUCGGAAAAUAAAAGAGCCGUCAGACGAUUGAGAACUGCUUGUGAACGAGCUAAGAGGACAUUAUCUUCAAGUACUCAGGCUAGUGUUGAAAUAGAUUCCCUUUUUGAAGGAAUCGAUUAUUACACAAAUAUUACUCGUGCUCGUUUUGAAGAAUUAAAUGCUGAUCUCUUUAGAGGAACUCUCGAACCAGUUGAAAAAGCUCUGAGAGAUGCCAAGAUGGAUAAAGCCACAAUCAACGAUAUUGUCUUGGUUGGUGGUUCCACUAGAAUUCCUAAGAUACAAAAGCUUUUGCAAGACUUCUUUAAUGGAAAAGAAUUAAACAAAAGCAUUAACCCUGACGAGGCUGUAGCUUAUGGUGCUGCUGUUCAAGCUGCCAUUUUAACUGGUGACAAAGAUGAGGCAGUGCAAGAUUUGCUUUUGCUUGAUGUAACUCCCCUCUCCCUUGGUAUUGAAACUGCUGGAGGAGUUAUGACUUCUCUUAUCAAAAGAAAUACUACAAUUCCCACAAAGCAAACACAAACAUUUACCACAUAUUCCGACAAUCAACCAGGUGUAUGCAUUCAAGUUUAUGAAGGAGAACGUGCCAUGACCAAAGAUAAUAACUUGUUGGGUAAAUUUGAACUCACUGGAAUACCCCCUGCACCCCGUGGUGUACCUCAAAUAGAAGUUACAUUUGAUAUAGAUGCCAACGGUAUUCUCAAUGUAUCUGCUGUUGAAAAGACGACUGGUAAGGAGAACAAGAUAACUAUAACCAACGAAAAAGGUCGCCUUAGUAAAGAAGAUGUUGAAAGAAUGGUUAACGAUGCUGAAAAAUAUAAAAAUGAAGAUGAAAAUGUGAGAGAAAGGGUUACUGCCAAAAAUGCCCUUGAAGCAUACGCAUUUAAUCUCAAAUCCACUGUCGAGGAUGAUAAGGUUAAGGAUAAAAUAAACGAGACAGACCGCAAAGCUAUCAACGAUGCCUGCACUCACACCCUUGCCUGGUUGGAUAAAAAUUCCUUAGCUGAAAAGGAGGAGAUUGAGCAUCAACAGAAAGAACUAGAAAAAAUUUGUAACCCUAUUAUGACAAAAAUGUAUCAAGCAGGAGGCGCGGGAGGAGCAGGAGGGAUGCCCGGUAUGCCAGGAGGAAUGCCUGGUAUGCCUGGAGGAAUGCCGGGUAUGCCUGGAGGAAUGCCAGGUGGGAUGCCUGGUGCUGGUCAUCAUGCAGGUGCUGGAUCAGGACCCACUAUUGAAGAAGUCGAUUAAAUAUUAUACCAAUUUUUUGAAAAUAUAACAUUUAUAUAUUAUGUGUAUUUGUAAAAUUAGUUCACGCAUUUUGUUUUUAGUUUAUAUGAAUACUCAUGAAUUUACCUAAUUAUUUAGUUUUGAAAUAAAGAUUUUAAUAUAUU
This is a messenger RNA of Gordionus sp. m RMFG-2023, 2232 nucleotides long. Its product is annotated as heat shock cognate 71 kDa protein-like. The record is from RefSeq and is a predicted model, not a curated record. Gene Ontology annotation, molecular function: ATP-dependent protein folding chaperone; ATP binding. Gene Ontology annotation, cellular component: plasma membrane; cytoplasm; cytosol. The transcript is spliced from 7 exons. NCBI's taxonomy places the organism in Eukaryota, Metazoa, Nematomorpha, Gordioida, Chordodea, Parachordodidae. The coding region runs from base 89 to 2089 and encodes 666 amino acids.